GAGCAGCGUGCUGGUUCGCUGUGCUGUGAAGUGUCAGUGUACGCCACCGCAGUACAGACAAACAGAAGCCAGGUCAUUCCUUACUGUACGGAGGAAGAAAAACACGAGUGAAGAACAGAAGCGUUUUAAUUCAAACACAGCCAUAUUAUUAGUAGCCCAACUGCAGCUCUCUGCCUCUGGAGAGGAGGACUGAAACCCGUGCGAGGUGGAGCGGAGACACAUCUGAAACAUUCACAUCAAACUUCUCACCCCAUCGAGACCCGGAUUGCACCCUUACUACAGACAACAUGGAAUAGAAGGACUCUGAGAGAAGCCUAACAAUACAAAUUGAUGUUUUCUGCUGAAAACCCGUUAGAGGGGAAGAAACUGGUCCGUUAAUAUCAGCAUCAGCUUUGUAGUGGAUUGAAAGAAGGAACUCAAGAUGUCUGUACCGAAUGUGUUGGCAAAGGCCCUGUACGACAAUGUGGCGGAGUCUUCGGAUGAGAUGUCCUUUCGCAAGGGCGACAUCAUGACCGUCCUGGAGCGGGACACGCAGGGGCUGGAAGGCUGGUGGCUCUGUUCACUACACGGCCGUCAAGGCAUUGUUCCUGGCAACCGGCUGAAGAUCCUUGUGGGCAUGUACGAUAAACAUCAACAGCAGCAGUUACAGCAGCCAAUGAGCCAACCAAGCCCAACCCAGAGCCAUCUCAACCUGCCUCAGAGUGCCUACAAUCUUCCCCCUGCGUCCCAGUAUACGGCCAUGCACCCUGCCUUCUCCUCCAGCUCUGCCAACUCAACCAACCCAGAUGGCGUCUACAUGCUCCCCCCCAGCCACGGUCUGCCCGCCCCCUCCAGCCUCUACCAGGUGCCCACCGGCCCCCAACCUCCACAGCCCAAACCCAAAGCCCCUGCUGUGGCACAAAAGCAAAGCCAUGCACAGUACCCUCCCACCCCACAAGAUGUCUACCAGGUGCCCCCCUCCAUUAAUGUUCCAGGCCAGGACAUCUACCAGGUGCCACCCACUGCAGGAGGGCCGUGUCCAGGGCAGGAUGUGUACCAGGUGCCACCCUCUGUGAACCAGACACAGGACGUUUACCAGAUUCCCCCAUCAAUAGAGAGGAGCUGGGACUCUCCCAAACCCAUCGGGAAGGUGGUUGUUCCCACACGGGUUGGUCAAGUGUAUGUGUAUGACACGGGGAAAAAUGAACAGGAUGAGUAUGACGUCCCCAGACACCUCCCACCCACCCAGGAUAUCUAUGACGUGCCGCCCACCCGCACCCAGUACAGUCAACAGGUUUAUGAUACUCCUCCCAUGGCUAUGAAAGGCCCACCCAGUAGAGAUGGUCAGGACAUCUAUGACACUCCACCUAGUGUGGACAAGAGCCAGCUGCACUACCAACAAAUGGUGUAUGACAUUCCUCCAUCUGUCAGCAAAGAUGUUCCAGAUGGUCCAAUCAGGGAGGAAACGUACGACGUUCCUCCUCACUUUGCCAAGAUGAAGAGUCUGGAGAAUCAAAACCAGGCCUAUCUAUCUCAGAUCCCAGGCGGUCCCGAGCCUCCCAUACCAGAGGAUGUCUAUGAUGUUCCUCCUCCUCAGCUAAUAGGAAAACGUCAGCCUGAGGGCCAGGAGAUUUAUGACAUCCCUGCCAGCCUGCGAAAGGGCAGCCCACAGGACCACCAUCCUGCAGAUGUGUAUGACUUCCCCCGCGAGAGACCAGCGGGCGAAGAAUCAGGCGACUAUGUGUACGAUGUGCCUCCGCAGGUGGUGCGUGACGCAGCGGCCACCGAGGAGCUCACUGUGAGUUUCAAACGCCUGUCGGCGUCCAGCACGGGAAGCACCCGCAGCAACCUCUCAAUGUCCUCUUUAGACAUGGUGCCGGUGCGGGAAUCUUCCGGGCCCGGCCGCCUGCUGCUCCUGGAUCUAGACCAGGCCAUGGAGCGACUGUCCCGUCAUCAACAGGCCGUGGAGAGCUCAGUGUCCCUCCUCAUGUCAUUCAUCAGUGGGAACUGGCGCAGCCCCACUCAGAUGGAGUCCAACCUCCCUGCCAUCCGACAGGCCGUGGACCGCAUUCGUGUGGCUGUCAGGGACCUGCUGGAGUUCGCCAGAGGUGCCGUAGCCAACGCCACCCAGGCCACCGACCGUACACUGCAGACCAAGCUCAGCAAGCAGGUGCAGAAGAUGGAGGAGGCCUUCCAAGGUCUGGUGAGGUACAGUCAGGCACUGGACUCCUUGGGCUGGUCCCCCGCGGCUUUGAUGGCACCUUCUACAGGCACCGGUGGGGACGACCUAGACCGGCUGGUCAUGUGUGCCCGUGGCGUGCCCGACGACACGAAGCAGUUAGCAUCGUUUCUCCAUGGCAAUGCCUCUUUGCUCUUCAAACGGACAAACAAACAGCAGCAACUGCCGUUGCCGCCUGUCCCUCAUACUGGUGACAUGCUGGGUCAGCUGACGAACAACAACAACAUCUCAGCCUAUCAGUCAGGCACACCUGAACGGGCUAACAUCCAGUCCCGCCCAUUACCCUCCCCUCCCAAAUUCUCAGCCGAGGAAGAGACUGCAGACAGGCCAUACGAGACAACAGAGGAGGGUUGGAUGGAGGAUUACGACUAUGUCCAUUUACAGGGUAAAGAAGAGUUUGAAAAGACCCAAAGACAGCUGUUGGAAAAAGGGAGCAUCAAACACAAUAAGACUCUGCUGGAACAACAACAGCUGAAGCAGUUUGAACGACUGGAGCAGGAGGUCUCCCGACCAAUCAACAAUGAUAUUUCGGCCUGGACUCCGCCCUCUCACUACCUGCAGACGCCGCGCAGUAAGCUGUGCAUGGGCGACCGGCAGCUGCUGCUCUUUUACAUGGAGCAGUGCGAGGCCAACAUCACCACGCUCACCAACGCCAUCGACGCGUUCUACUCCUCCAUCAGCAACAACCAGCCGCCCAAAAUCUUCGUCGCCCACAGCAAAUUCGUCAUCCUCAGCGCUCACAAGCUCGUCUUCAUUGGAGACACGCUCUCCAGGCAAGCCAAGUCUCCCGAGGUUCGCACAAGGGUGGCCCAGCACAGCAACACACUAUGCGAAAAGCUCAAAGACAUUGUGGUCAGCACCAAGACAGCAGCCCUGCAGUACCCCUCGCCAGGGGCUGCAAGAGACAUGACAGAGAGGGUGCGGGAGCUCGCUGGCUGCACCCAGCAGUUCCGCAUGGCACUCAAUCAGCUACUGGCCAUGUGAGUGCAAGGGUGAACGCGCCCCGGGACAGUAUAGGCACAGAGCCUGUUUUAAACUCACUGGACAAAUGUACCCUAUGCCACGAGCUUUUAAUCUCCAAAAAAGACAAGCUGAUGAAUGGGCAGAGCCAUUGGUUGUAAAUGAAUCAUUGUAAAUAUUUAAGUUGCUGUAUGUUGGGGACAGUGUAAUGGGGCAAAUGCAGACGGUUGAGGAACUUUUUGAACAAGGGAGGAGAAAGAGAAGGAAAAUAUCUAAAGAGUAGAUUUAAGACAUUAUGCAUUAUUAUAGCUAAACUGUAAUUAUUGCUCUGAUUAUUAUAAUUGUCAUCAUUAAUAUUAUGAGAUACUGACUUAAGGUGUUUAAGGUUUUAAACGUGUAUGUAGAAGUACAACCAUUUCCAUAGAAGAUCAACAAUGGAGGCUUUUUUAAUGAAUUGUGCAUGUUGGAAGCAAAAAUGGCAUUUAACAUUUAUCCUUUUGCUGUUGCUGUUGUUCAAAGAGGCUGAAUGCAAAGCAUGCUGGGAGUGAGCCUAUUGGCAGACAUGAGACAUUCUUCUUAUUUACUGUGAGAGUUCAGGUGUCUUAUUUACACAUAUUUAACAAUGCAAAGCAACAAAAAGCGGUGAAGAACACAUCAUCCAAUUUGGACUACUUUUGAAAUUUUUGCGAAAAUUUCAUGAAAUAUUCCCUGCCUGUAAGAUCUCAAAUGCCUGCUCAUGGCUGCGCCUCUCUGACAUGUUUUAGGCUAGUUUGAUAACAUAUCAUGUCGUUAUUUGAGAUCUGAUUAUGUUCAUAAGAAGAGUGAAUAUUUAGUCCUUCAGCAUCAUUUGACCUCCACUGUAGUGCCACUUCCUGCUGGACAGGUGCAUUGUGGCAACAACAUCCUGAGAGUCCCUGAUUUUAUUUCUGUCCUUUGUCUCUCAGAUAUCACACCUCAUCCAACACAGACUGAGGCGUUCAGUGCACAAAUAUACUAUAUCCAAAACCAGCUUGUGUAAAACUCUUCCUCCAAUGCAUCUGUUUCUGAAUGGAAACCUGAACCACCUGCCUCAACUUCCCUCGCCCUGUCUUCGAACUCCCAGUUGGUUGUAUUCUAAAUUUAAGAAUAUGUCAGAAAAGUAGUUUAAUGAAAUUUAUUAAACUUUUUAAGUACUGCAACAUGUUGUUGUGCAUAUAGUCAAAAUCCUUAUCCAGUCGAAAAAAAAAGAAAGAAAAAAGAAGCAUUUAAGCCAAACGGAGACCUAAUAUAUGUUGUACUGUUAUUCUGUUCUCAAGUCUGUGUUCAAGGAUUUGAAUGAUAUUGACAUAUGUUACUGUAAAUUGCAUAACUGGAAAUAUGUUUAUUAUAUUUUCAUUAAAAAAAUUCC
Molecule: messenger RNA, 4565 nt
Organism: Sinocyclocheilus anshuiensis
Lineage: Eukaryota; Metazoa; Chordata; Actinopteri; Cypriniformes; Cyprinidae
Product: breast cancer anti-estrogen resistance protein 1-like
Exons: 8
Coding region: 422-3202 (926 amino acids)
Biological process (GO): cell surface receptor protein tyrosine kinase signaling pathway; cell migration
Cellular component (GO): plasma membrane; cytoplasm; focal adhesion
Molecular function (GO): protein binding
Source: RefSeq, a predicted model, not a curated record